Molecule: messenger RNA, 443 nt
Organism: Suillus bovinus
Lineage: Eukaryota; Fungi; Basidiomycota; Agaricomycetes; Boletales; Suillaceae
Exons: 1
Coding region: 96-326 (76 amino acids)
Source: RefSeq, a predicted model, not a curated record
UUUAGCGAAGUUCCAAAUGGUUCUGUGGGAAUACGACAGAGGUGAUCUCGACAAAGACAAUACAGGAGUCACACGCAGGGCAUGGAAACUCCUCGAUGUCGUUUGUCUCAUGCUUGAGCUUGCCAAAGAUCGCUGUCAUAGUAGUCCUUCAUCCCACGUCAUACGGAACCUUGACAUGUGCACGAAGAUUUAUUCACAACUCAGGACAUCCGAAAGAAAUAAUCCUUGGGAACUGUCAAGAGCUCUGCAAAAUGCGCUGCGCUUCACGAUCACUGCUGCGCGGUUCUCUCGGCAGCCUAUCAACUUGUGGUAUAACCAUUAUUUAGAGAUAGGUGAUUCUCGUUCGCCAGAAGACUUCGACUGGCUGGUGGACUACCUCGAGUACUAUAUUUAUUCCGGUGACGAGGACACAGCAUUUGGCAUCCUUUUACUGCUGGAUAUCA